AUGCGUCACGCGGCGGGCGCGUGCGCGUGCGCAUGUCGGCCGCUCCACCAACGAGAGUGUGCCUUCCGGGCGGUGCACGGCGCGGGCACAUCCACCCUUCACUGCACCACAUGGCGAGAUAUGAUGUAUAUAGCGGGGGCUCGGGGUCCACGCGAACCGACGACUCCCGUCGGACCGGAAGGAAAAUUUUACAAAACUUCGUUAACAAAUUUCCUUAAAGUAAAACGAUCUACGAUGACGUCAUUCGAUCGACUAUUAUUUUUUGUAGCCGAGAUCGCGUUCCGCUCAGACGUUUCCUCAACAUCGCGAUCGAUCAUAUCACCGAACGGACGAAACGAGAUCACAGCUCGUUUCACUUUCAGAAAAUUUCGUACCAAAGAGACGGUCGGAGCGCGGCCACAGAGCGGGAACAAAAAUUAUUGUCAUCCAAUUCUUAAAUUUCCGGCGGUCAUCGGUUUCCGUUCACUCGAUACCGCACAGACGACCGCCCUCCUCGGCUUCGGCCGCGAUCACCCGCGAUAUUUUCGCGGGACGUUCUCCGAAGCUCAGAUCGACGGCUCGGGGACCGAUCCCGAGUUCGGGACGGGUUCUCCGCCCGAGCGACGCCGCGCUCGUUCGCGGGCGGCGAUCGAUUCACACGGACCGGGGGGAGAUCGGGGCGGUUCACAGCUGGUACCACUUCUUGUCCUUGUACUUGAGCAUGAGCUGGUGCGCGGAGGAGGAGAACUCGGCGGCCUGCGAGUGCAUCCGCUCGGUGCGGUCCUCCAGCUGCGACAGCUUGUCCCCGCGCUCCAGCACCAGCUGGUGCGCGCGCGCCACCUCGCCCCCCGCGUGCGCCGCGCGCGCCCCCAGCGCCUCCACCGCCCCCGCCCCCGCGCCCGCCCCCGCGCCCUGCACCACGCGGGCCACGGCGCGGUUCGGCUUGCCGCUGCUCUCUCCGACUGA
Messenger RNA from Diatraea saccharalis (sugarcane borer), 945 nucleotides. The record is from the annotation of a GenBank genome assembly. NCBI's taxonomy places the organism in Eukaryota, Metazoa, Arthropoda, Insecta, Lepidoptera, Crambidae.